Dichomitus squalens LYAD-421 SS1 is the source of this 1242-nucleotide messenger RNA. RefSeq lists its product as uncharacterized. The record is from RefSeq and is a predicted model, not a curated record. The transcript has 6 exons. The coding region runs from base 1 to 1113 and encodes 370 amino acids. Gene Ontology annotation, cellular component: nuclear pore outer ring. Gene Ontology annotation, molecular function: protein binding. NCBI's taxonomy places the organism in Eukaryota, Fungi, Basidiomycota, Agaricomycetes, Polyporales, Polyporaceae.
AUGGAUGUCCGCCACUCGCACGGCACAGAGGUAUAUGUCGUCCGCGCAUGCUACGAAGACGACGCCGCAGACUUGAUUGCUGUCGGCGGCGCCCACUCCGUCGAGGUCCUCCUCCUGGUGAAAUCCUCCUGCAAGACCAUAGCCAACUUCCACAUUGGCUCUCGCAUCACCGCCAUCGCCUGGUCCUCUCGCGUCAGCUCCCCCUCCUCGGCCGAUGUCUGGUCAAUAGAGCUCGCCGUUGCAGGCGCCGACUUUAGCCUCUACCUCCUAUCAAAAUCCGCUUCGUCCGAGGAAGAAAUCUUCCCGUUCGGUGGCGGCCUCAGUGGCCACCAUGGAAAGGUCAACGAUAUGACCUUUUGCGGCGGGCAGAGCGAAGACAGCAUGCGCUAUGUCGCCACCGUGUCCGAUGACAAGGUACUCAUCGUCUGGGACCUCAACCCGAACCUCAAUAUAGCCUCGCCCCCUUCUCCCGGCGCGACCCUCCCUGAACGUCCGCAACCUACGGCGUAUGUCAUCAACUUCCCCCACCCCCUCACCAGCGUCGAUUCCCACCCGUCGACGAGCAAGGAGCUGAUCGUCGCAGACUGCCGGGGCUCCGUCUUCCUCACGGACUGGCGGUCCGACCCGGACGAGAACGAGCAAUACUCCUGGCGCAACCAUUCUGUCUUGGAGCUUGUAGAACCUCGCGCGCUCGCAGAUGCUGCCUCCGGCCUGUCCACAAAAUGGUCCGGUUCUGUCGCGUGGCGUCGGGACCCGUCGGCGGACUUCGUGGGUGCCGCCUACGGCUCAAAGUUUUCGCUGUGGGAUAUGGGCAACUUGUACGGAGGCAAACCUUACGUGACUGGCACGAGCUUUGCCGAGGGAGGCCAUCAGUUCAGGUGGUGUCCGACCUACCCGGACUACUUCGCCCUGUCGACCAGCAGCCCUGCAAAAGGCGCCGUCAUACACGUCCACAACGUCGCCUACACGCACUCCCAGCCGACCGCAUUUCAGAUCGCGCCGCGCCCGCUGUACGUGCGCUCCUUUGACUUUGUCGCAUGCCGAGGUAUCCCCAGAAUCGUUGCUGCGGUAGGGAGAGAUGUCAUAGUGUUCUACAUAGGGGUCGACUCUUGAUAUCAUUGUGUCGUGUUCGCGUAGUACACCAGUGAGAUGCUAGAGCGACGGUGGUUUCGUCAGCUACUCUGCUGCAAUCAACACACGCUUGGAAGAAGUUACAGCGGCUGUGCUCUUGCUCAGCGUCAU